Messenger RNA from Zeugodacus cucurbitae (melon fly), 2018 nucleotides. RefSeq names its product mitochondrial 2-oxoglutarate/malate carrier protein. Gene Ontology annotation, molecular function: sulfate transmembrane transporter activity; succinate transmembrane transporter activity; oxaloacetate transmembrane transporter activity. Gene Ontology annotation, biological process: malate transmembrane transport; thiosulfate transport; oxaloacetate transport. NCBI's taxonomy places the organism in Eukaryota, Metazoa, Arthropoda, Insecta, Diptera, Tephritidae. The record is from RefSeq and is a predicted model, not a curated record. The transcript has a single exon. The coding region runs from base 356 to 1330 and encodes 324 amino acids.
GGUUUUUUUUUAUCAUCGUUUUUUUCAUCUGUGUCGGCAGCGUUUUCGGUUUUCUCUAUUGGCUUUUGCUCCGUUUUUGCUUUUAUACAUAUCUGGAAUGCUUGCAAUAUAAUUCAAAAUUCACUUAAUAUAUUCAAUAUAUAUUGACAUUUGCAAAAUUAAAGUAACUUCGCUACACAGAUCGAAAAACUUUUGCGCUUAGUGCUCCAAAUUCCGGACAGAAACCUCAAGGGUGGUGCUGUGUGAUUGUGCUGUUCAGUUGGUGUAUUGAGGUGGUCGUGGAAAGGUGUUAAAUAGUAGCCAUCUAGUUCGUUGAGUUUAUAAGCGGUCGCGAGGUUUGUUGUAAAAGUGCGAAAUGUCAAAUCAAAGUGAAAAGAAGGUGGCCGUGGCGCCUAAAGCACCAGCUCCAAUUCCAAAUGGGCUGAAAUUCAUAUAUGGUGGCCUAGCUGGUAUGGGCGCCACAUGCAUUGUGCAACCGCUGGAUUUGGUUAAGACAAGAAUGCAAAUUUCUGGUGCUGGUGGCGGCAAAAAGGAAUAUCGCAACUCAUGGCACUGCAUACAAACGGUGAUAAAACGUGAGGGUCCAUUCGGUUUGUAUCAGGGUAUUGGUGCAGCUUUGCUACGUCAGGCCACCUACACAACAGGACGUCUGGGUGUCUACACUUAUUUGGUGGAUGCAUUCCAAGUGCAAUUCAAACGUACACCCGGUGUAUUGGACAGCAUGGCAAUGGGUGUAAUAGCCGGUGCAUGUGGUGCAUUUAUUGGCACACCGGCUGAGGUAGCACUCAUUCGUAUGGCCAGUGAUGGACGCCUGCCACCAGCGGAGCGACGCAACUACACCAAUGUAGUAAAUGCAUUAACACGCAUUGUACGCGAGGAAGGCGUUACUGCGCUAUGGCGCGGUAGUAUACCAACUGUUGGACGUGCCAUGGUGGUGAACAUGACGCAACUGGCUUCCUAUUCACAAUUUAAGGCCUACUUCAAGAAUGGCCCACUCAAGAUGGAAGAGGGCAUCGGUUUACAUUUUUGUGCAAGUAUGUUGAGUGGUUUACUCACAACCAUCACCUCUAUGCCGUUGGACAUUGCCAAGACACGUAUACAAAACAUGAAGACCGCCGAAGGUGCUAAGCCAGAAUAUCGCGGCACCAUCGAUGUACUUGUCAAGGUGGCACGUCACGAAGGUGUAUUAGCCUUAUGGAAGGGCUUCACACCAUACUUCUGUCGUCUUGGACCACAUACUGUAUUGACAUUCAUCUUCUUGGAGCAAUUGAACAAAGUGUAUCGUGAUUAUGUUAGCCGCAACAGUGGCGAAAAAUCAACUGGAUUGUGAUGUAACCAUGUUGGCAGCUAGUAGCGCGUGUGCCCAUAUUGUUGCUUUUGUUUGUGUUGUCGCAUAAAGUACGUUUGCCUAUAUUCCAGUAGUGAACUGCAAAUACCUAUAACUAUAAAUUGUCUUCGAACAUUAGAUAACUAGAAAUAUUUUUUAGUUAUGCAAGCAAUUGUAAAUCUACACGUCAAUUGUUUGAGCAAAGAUCUUAGUAAAAUUAUUUUGUACAUGUUUAUUUUCAUUAGCAUCGCAAUGUCAGACCUACAGUAUGCUUUAGUGUACAGAAAUUUAAGUGAAUAAUGUAUGCAGUUGUGAAUGCACACUUAAUUAGCACAAAAAAAUGGAAACAAAAAUUAAUAAGAAUAAGUUAAAAAAAUAGUAAAAUUUUUAUUAUUAUUGUUGUUUUUGUUACAAUACAGCCAACAAAUGUUAAUGAUAGCGAUUAAUGCAUAAAAUACAUAAGUGAUUUCACUGGAAUAUUUUAUUUUGUAUUAAUUUUAUUUAUUCUAGUGGCAAGUAUAUAAGCAUAACUUGUUAGACUCUAUUCAAUAUGAAACAAUACUUAUGUAUGUGCAAUUAUGAGAAGUAUAAAUAUAUUUUGAUUUGCGAAAGAUAUAUACAAUGAUAUAAGCUGGAACGAAAAACAAAAAACCGAAAUCGACAAUAAAUUAUAAAUUGAUAAAAUGUAAAA